AUCAGUCUCUUAACUAUGUCCUCGUUGUUCGAUCAUGGGUUGAUCAGGACUGUAGCAGUUGAGCAGGUGGUUGCACCAAUUGCAAUUCAUAUAUGCCGCCUGGUGUUGCUGUGUGACAGCGCAGAGGAACCUGAACAAUUCAGCCAGCUGGAGGGGGCAGCUCAGAUUGUGGCUAAAGCUACUGAGAACAUGGCAGCAGUGGCUUCCAGACUCUUUACUUCUAGGCAAAUACGUGAGACGGAGGAUGAAGUUUUUCACAUGGAGAUGUCCUCCCUGCUAGAGUCAUUCGCUGUGUGUGGGCAGCAUGUCCUGCUGGCAGCUCAGAAACUGAGUAUCCAGCCAAGUUUAACUGAACACAGAGAGGAGCUCGUCACUGCUACACAAAACGUUUUCCUCGGAAUAGUCAAGGUUCUGUUGGUGGAUGAUGAUGCUGCUGUAAGGAAAGUUAUAGCUGCUGCUGAUCAGGUUUUGGAGUGUCUCUCUGAAGUUGGCUCCUCCUCAGAUAUCAAGUCUCUUCUUAAAUCUUUCCAAAUGUUUUCUGAGGCUCUUCUUGCCUUUAACAGACUGACAAUGGAGAGAGCAAAUUCCUUACGGGAUCCCAGACAAACCAAACAACUCCUCGAUUCCUUGGACACCCUGAGGAGGUGCAUCUCCAUGCUGCACACAGCCAUGUGUACAACCAUCAAACACCCUACCAAUGAGCAAGCCCGAGAAGCCAAGAGGUACAUUCUGGACAAAGUUCAGAAUACUGUUGGUGACAUUACAGCAACCCUCCAGAGUGACUGCCAUGGAGGACCACUGAGGCCUUGUGGGUAUUAUACCUGGAAAAGUAACAGUCUAUUACAACUGCUCACUAGUCCCUCCACCUCCUCAAUCCGAGACAGCAGCUUUGACUGCUUGGUCAGAGAUCUUGUGUUUCAUUGCAUGGUCGUGGCAAACAUGUCUCGCAGAGACUUUCAGCAAAGAGUGGUUUUCCACUGUCGUCACAUCCUGCAGUUCUGGUCUGACAUAAAAAGGAUUUUAAAGUCUUCUGAGGAUUCUGCACAGAGCUUUGAGAAGACCUGCAUUUUCCUGCUCCAGCAAAUACUAAUGCUUGACAAAACUUUGAUGACUACAGUUCUGUAUCAAGUCAUGGACAUACUUCUUGCGGCUUCCUCCACAGCUGAGCAACUUUUAGGACACAUCUUGCUUUUAGAUUCCUCUACAAAGCUGGAUCUGAACUUUAUUCAGUCGGAAGUUGAGGAUUUAAUUUCCUGCACUGACAGACUAAUCCAGGUCGCCAAUUUUACCUCAGCUAUGGCUCUCGAUGCUAAGAGUUUAGAGAAUGUGGAAAAUUCCCGAGCAUGCCUUUCGAGACUCAGGGCUCGAAUCGCUCCCCUUUCGCUGGAGCUGGCAGAUAAUUCAAUGCAAACUGCUCAGAAGCUUCGUGAAGUGUGUCAGAAAUGGGAAGAGGAGACUGAGCAGCUUCAGGAUGCUUUCAGUGAUGUGAUGGACAUUAGGGAGUUCACCAGUAUAGCUGUUAAUGAGAUGGUGAGUGAUCGCCAUGGAUGUGACACAGCAUACAGAGAACAAAGCUAUGAACAGUUUAAUGAACAUGCAGCAAACCUCAUUGGUCACAUGAAGCUGGCGAUUCACUCAGUGAGGAGGCAUUUGGAUAGAAGUGACGAACCCAUCUACAGGAACGGCCUUUUGGUCCUCCUGAAGCAGGUUCAGUCAUCUCAAGCCAAAGUAGCUGAGUCAGUCAGAAGCAUGCUUAAUGGAUCCACGCUGAACGUGGAGGCAUAUUCUACAUUUAGUGACAGCGUUUCCACCGUCAUUGAGCAUUUUAAGGUGCUUAGAUCAGGAUUGGAUGGCCAACAGCAUCCGCAUCUCCUGAGCCCGCUGCGAGAGGGGGCUCGUCAGCUCGAAAUCACACAGCCAUGUCUGCCAGUCAAAGACAGCUGUGAACUGAGUGUGGACGAUAUGUUAAGAGGCUCGGAUAUUCCUUUUUUUGAAGUUUUGGAAAGAGAAACCAAACAUGAGGAGAAGCACACAGAUCAGGGACCCAUAAAAGCCGAACCAGACCAUAAAGUUGACAGCGAUGAUUUAACGUUCCCAGCUGUCUCAGAUGAGCCUAAACUGAUUCUCAAGCCUCUCAAAUUUGACCUUUUACCCCUCUUGUAUGAAGUUGUAACUGUGACUAAAGGGAAAGACGUGACACUGCUCAACCAGGCCUGCACCAGUGUUCUUGAGCUGUCAAACUGUUAUGCCCAAGCUACAAAGGAGGCCUUGGUCAUUGUCGAUGCAGUUGACUGUCAGACUUUGGAAAUCUUUAGGGCCGAGCUGGUAUCCCUGACUCCACUGCUCGUCCAGACAGCUCAAGAGACGGCGAUGAGCUCAGCGAUGAGUACGGAGAGCAUCUUUAAGCACAGCACACAGUUUUCUGACCUUAUUAAUAACAUUCGAAAGGUUUUGCUGCCAGCAGCUGGGACCUGGUAUCACACUGUUUAUAAUGAGCUGCAAGGGAAUCUACCAAAUAUACCAGCCAGUUCUGCACAGCAACUCAAUGAAGCAAUGACUUUAUGUGCUGACGUGGUCCAACUCUUGACAUCUUCAGAUUUAACCACACAAAGUGAUGGUCAAGAAACAUUGAGGGUUUUACACAGCAAGCUUACCAAAGCACAGAACAACACAAGGCAACUGAUAGAGUUUUCCUCCGCAUAUGAAGGACAGUCAGAUCAGCUAGAGGCACUUUGUAUCCUCUGGAGUCUCUCCAUUCAGAUUUUGCUUAAUUCUCUGGAUAAGAUUUUGGGAACAUCGACUGCACUGAACCAUUUGAACCCUCAGAAACAGCUCUCAGUGUUGUCUGAGAACUCGCUCCGAAUCCAAGAGGCAACCAGGCUCACAAGCAUAAACUGCAGAAGUGCUUAUAAAUCAAAGGAGUUAACCAGAUACCAGGAUGAACUGAAAAACCUGACUGAGGACUACCUUAAAGCUGCAGAAGAAUUUGAUUUAAUGCCAGGCGUGGUGCACCUUGCAAAAUCGGAAUUCUUCCAGAGAAAACUUUUGAUUAAAAUUCGAGUGCUUUUUGGUCAUUUAAGCAAAGUGAAUAAGGACUAUGAUACUACAUUUCAAAAUCUUCUCACAAUUGCUCAUUUCGCUGCUGAACACUUCAGAGAGAACAACGCAGAAGAUGCAGAGCAAAGGUUUGAACAUGCGGCACAAACGCUUAUUGAAAAUGUAAAAUCUGCUACCAGAAGAGUGGAGGACAGCUUAAAUUACAUCCAUGACCCACGCACUCGCUCCAAUCUGAGGUCCAUUAAUGACCACCUGUCUUUUCAGAUCUCAGAUAUAAUCUGCAGGGCGAGGCUCAUGCUAGAGACUCACUACAUUUGUGACACACUCAGUCUGGAUGUGCAGACACGCUGUUGGUCAGCAAAAGCUCAUUACGUGAUGGAAGAGAUCAGGAAGCAAGAAGGGAUUCACCAAGAGGUUAAAGAGUACAUAAAGGCUGGACUACAGGGGAGAGCACCUGAGGAUAUUAGCAAAGUUUUGGCUAAAAUCCCAACUAAAGUCAAAGAAGUGGAAUUUACCUCUGACACAACAAUAAAUUCAAACCAGAAAGGCAUUAAAGAAAAUGUAGAUGCUGCAAAAAGUAACAUAAAUAUGGCAUCUGGGGCCAAAUAUGGACCUGGAAAUACUAAAAAGGAUGAUAGUGCUGCAUCUGGCUUGUGCCAAGAAGUCUCUUCCCUGACCUACACCUCCCUUUUUCUAAAGCAAGAAAGCAACAGCUGGGAUCCCAAGGACAACAGAAUAGUCCAGGUGACCAGGAAGAUGGCCGACACAGUAUGUUACAUGACUCAGUAUCUGAAGAAGAAAGGCCCAAUAGCGAAUAAAGAGGCUUUUGUUUCUGCAGCCAAAGAUGUGAUCUCAAACUGCCAGUCAGUUACCCAGUUUAUCAGAGUUAUUGCCAACCACAGCCUCGACAAGCAGUGUGCAGUUGAACUCUCGCUAAUUGUUGAGCAGAUUCUCACCAUCACAAAUCAGCUCAGCAUCAUUUCCAGUGUCAAUGCUGUGACUCCUGGGUGCAAAUCUUCUGAUGAGAUCCUGGUAAAGAAUGCACAAAAUCUGCUCCAGACAGUCUUACGUGGGGUUCGAGCUGCAGAAACAGCAUGCAUUAAAGGUCUGAAGCAGCCUGAGCCAAAUUCGGAUGGUGCAGAGGCUACAGCUUUGUGUUUCCAGUGGAAGAGAAACCUGGAGAUCCAUCGAGCCCAGCAGACCUCUAACCCAGAUACAGAUGAGCUGGGACUGAGGAAGACGUCGGCGCACCCUUUAGCCCCAAGUCUUGCCCCACAGGUUAAUGUAUAAGACAGCUACAACUGUAUUUUGAAAAGGAAGAAAAUAAUGUUUCAUGCAUAAGCUGUGUGUCCUGCUCCGAGAAAUCAGCUGCAUGAAUUGUAUUAGAGCUGGUGGUUAAAAAAAGAAGACGCACAGCACGCACACUAAAAUGACACAUUGCAACACUGGUGUGUGGUUCUGAAAUAAAACUGGUGCUGUUUCCUGUCUUUAUUCCAGAUAUUUGUAACAAACUCACUGAAACGA
Molecule: messenger RNA, 4581 nt
Organism: Maylandia zebra (zebra mbuna)
Lineage: Eukaryota; Metazoa; Chordata; Actinopteri; Cichliformes; Cichlidae
Biological process (GO): cell-cell adhesion; cell migration
Cellular component (GO): catenin complex; adherens junction
Molecular function (GO): beta-catenin binding; actin filament binding
Source: RefSeq, a predicted model, not a curated record